This is a messenger RNA of Cricetulus griseus (Chinese hamster), 2440 nucleotides long. The record is from RefSeq and is a predicted model, not a curated record. Lineage: Eukaryota; Metazoa; Chordata; Mammalia; Rodentia; Cricetidae.
UGUCCCAGAGUCUCUCUUGUUAGGCAUGAUUGAGUCUCAUUCUUCCUGUUGACUUCUGUUUUGUUCCAGCUGGUCCCCGGGUGGCCCCCACGUGCUGCUGUGAACCAGAUCAGCUGAGGACCUGCGACCAGGUUGCUCAAUGUCAGUGAUGUCACUUGUCCUCUUGGAUUUCUGAAGUUCUCUGAAAAUCAGCUUUGUCACAGUAACUGUAAUCCUGGAGAAGUUGCCUUAACCUCCCUGGCACCAGGUCUUCUCAUCUGUAACAGUGGGAACACUCAUCCGCACUUCACAGGGUUGGUGCUAACGGAUGUUCCUGACAGGGUCUGACCCAUAGCAGUUGCUACUCCAGGGUAUAGGCUACGGUUGGAACCAGGACUGAAGACUGAAGCUUGGGAGACUGGAGGCUCUGCAGUCAGGAAAGUCACACAGUUCCAGACUGGGAAGAAGUUCCAAGCCAGGCUUUCUUGAUCAUGGAUGGUGAAGAUAUACCAGACUUUUCAAGUUUAAAGGAAGAAACUGCUUAUUGGAAGGAACUUUCCUUGAAGUAUAAGCAAAGCUUCCAGGAAGCUCGGGAUGAGCUAGUUGAAUUCCAGGAAGGAAGCAGAGAAUUAGAAGCAGAGUUGGAGGCACAGUUAGUACAGGCUGAACAAAGAAAUAGAGACCUGCAAGCUGAUAACCAAAGACUGAAAUAUGAAGUGGAGGCAUUAAAGGAGAAACUAGAGCAUCAGUAUGCACAGAGCUACAAGCAGGUCUCAGUGUUAGAAGAUGACUUAAGUCAGACCCGGGCCAUUAAGGAGCAACUGCAUAAGUAUGUGAGAGAGCUGGAGCAGGCCAAUGAUGACCUGGAGAGAGCAAAAAGGGCAACAAUAGUUUCACUGGAAGAUUUUGAACAAAGGCUAAAUCAGGCCAUUGAACGAAAUGCAUUUUUAGAAAGUGAACUUGAUGAAAAGGAAUCUUUGUUGGUCUCAGUACAAAGGUUAAAGGAUGAAGCAAGAGAUUUAAGGCAAGAGCUAGCAGUUCGGGAACGACAACAGGAAGUGACCCGCAAAUCUGCUCCUAGCUCUCCGACUCUGGACUGUGAGAAGAUGGAUUCUGCUGUCCAAGCCUCACUCUCCUUGCCAGCAACACCUGUUGGGAAAGGAACAGAAAACAGUUUCCCUUCACCAAAAGCUAUACCAAAUGGUUUUGGAACCAGUCCACUAACUCCUUCUGCUAGGAUAUCAGCACUAAACAUCGUGGGGGAUCUCUUGCGGAAAGUAGGGGCUUUAGAAUCCAAAUUAGCAGCUUGCAGGAACUUUGCAAAAGACCAAGCAUCACGAAAACCCUAUAUCCCAGGGAGCGUUAACUGUGGGGUGAUGAAUAGCAACGGCCCAGAGUGCCCAAGGUCAGGGCGAGGGACCUUCUUCCAUAAAGGGGCAGUAAACGGCUUUGAUCCAGCUCCUCCUCCUCCUGGGCUGGGCUCCUCACGCCCAUCGUCAGCACCGGGUAUGCUGCCUCUCAGUGUGUGAGUGCCCAGCCUCCAGGUGGGGUCCCUGCCCUCUUCCAGCAGCCCAGGACACCUACGCCUCGCCCCUCGGUACCUGGGUCCAGCCCUGUGCCCCUGUCUGCCUCUUCACCGCUGGCAGAGGGCAGGCUGCAUGCAGUGGCGGCUGCUGGGCUCUGCCCAGCCCCAGGACUCUGCGCGAUAUCAAUACUGGCUAUUUUCUCUUCUCGCCGUAGUGCCGUUGGUUUCACAUGAUUGCACUUUUGUGGGUCACAAGUGAUACAUACGUGUAUUACUCGAUCACUGGAUGUGGAAGUACCCGUUUAUCACAUCUGCCUCAUAGCCCCCAUUUUGCUGUGCUGAUAGGAUUUAGUUAUGUUUAGGACAUUGCAGAUCUUCUAGAAGUUCUCCUCAAUCAGGUUGACAAGACCCUUCUAAACUCCCACCCAUGCAUCUUCAGUGCUCACAAUCAUGUGUCCCCGAAUCUCGCCCUAUAGUUCAGAGUCAGGACCACCUCUGAAUUGGGGAAUAUUGUCUGUAUUUCUGACUUAAUGUAAGCAGCCCAUCCCAUAGGCUUGCUCUCUAAAGCAGCAAGAUGCUGUCUGAGCUGCAGGAGGCGGGGCAUCUGGGACCUGGCACUCCAGGGCUGAGCCACUGCGUGCCUCAGACUCAGAGGAGGCAAGUGGCAACCUCCUUACCAGCUUUUUAGUCCUUCAGUUCAAUGACAUCUCUUAGCUCAUUUUGUUUUCUCUUCUGAAGGUCCGUCUAGUUGCUUUGGGAAAGGUUGAGGGGCCUGAUUCUGGGGCUGGCUGGUGCUAGCUCUUGGGGGCAGACUGGCCAGAAGUGUUUGUCCCUUGCAUCCUUUGGUUAUUCUCAUGCUGCACUUACUGUUUACAUUUGUUUUAUUGUAUAUAGGUUUGUAAACAUUAUUGCCUAAGAUAUUUGUAUAUAACUUGG